Molecule: messenger RNA, 1263 nt
Organism: Brachypodium distachyon (stiff brome)
Lineage: Eukaryota; Viridiplantae; Streptophyta; Magnoliopsida; Poales; Poaceae
Exons: 4
Coding region: 148-882 (244 amino acids)
Molecular function (GO): protein binding
Source: RefSeq, a predicted model, not a curated record
UUCCCGACGACGACCUUCCUAAAAGAGCAAAAUACUAGACGCCACGGCACGGCGCGGCCCCACGGAGAGCUGAGUAGAUCACCACCUCGGCGGCCUCAUCGUUCACCACUGUCACUUCCCCGGCAAGAGCCGAUCGAGGGACGAGGAAUGGCGGAGCGGAAGCGGGCGCGCGUGGAGGCGGAGGCGGAGGAGUGGCAGAGGCGGAAGAGGGGGAGGAGAAGACAGAGGCGGGGCAGGAGGAAGAAGAGGGGCGACCCGGUGGAAGUGCUGGGGGAGGAGGUGAUGGGGCUGGUGAUGGAGCUCCUGGACGCGCGCAGCGUGGCACGAUGCACGGCGGUCUCCCGCGCCUGGUACGGGGUCGCCGCUGACAACCGCCUCUGGGCACCCAAGUGUGCUGAGUUGAUGGCGGGAAAGGCACACAUUCCUCGUUUGACAACGAUCCGCACUGCAUCGAAGUUGUCUACCUAUUCAAUGGCCAUCACGGAUGGCAAACGGAGUCGGAUCACAAAAGAGGAUCUCUGUGAUCAUGCUUGGGAAUAUUCCUUCACUACAGCAGCACCAGAAUACUGGAGGAACCUUGAUCCUUCAUGGAAGCGUACUGGUCCACCAAUGCGGCGGUACUUCCACCAUGAUGGUUACCACAGCGCAGACCCUCAUGAUGCGGUUUGGGGUGGCCAUGAGUGCGAGUACACGGUCAUUACAAGCUUUGUUGGUGAUGGACAAAUCAGGGAUCAUUAUGUGAGGAUCAACCGAUGGCCACCAAUGAAAGUGUCAAGGAAGGAGGAUUGGAGCUGGGAGCUAUCCAAUAACCUAUAUCGCUACAACAGCAUCCCUGAUGCUGACGAUAAAGGAUGUACAGGUCCUCUGUUCCCAGUCUGGUGAGUUCACUUCGAGGUAGAUCAGUGUCUGUGCGCGUGGAAUAUAUGAAGAGGCUGUGUCUAGUAGACUGGUAGCCAUGAGCUAUGAACGCUUGUGAACGUACCUAAUUAACCUUAGGUUUGUGCGCUAUAUGCACAAUAUAGUGGUUGCAUCGAACCUAUGGCGAUGAUAUGUGCCCAGUGCUCUUCCUGGUAAUUUGAUAUAUUUUAUUAAGUACGUGAUCUGUAAAAUACCCUAGACUAUUGCAUAUGGUAUGAUGUAUGGACCUCCUGUGAUGUAACAUAUGUAGUGUGCAGUGAAUCCGUUAGCUGCUGUUUAUCUCUGCUGAUAUAUAUGUGUGGUCAUAUCUUUGUCCCUGUAAUUUGUAAAUGAGAUAACAGAGAA